AUGAGCGCUUCUAGGUUCAUCAAGUGUGUUACUGUUGGGGAUGGAGCUGUGGGUAAAACUUGUUUGCUAAUUUCCUACACUAGCAAUACCUUCCCCACUGAUUAUGUGCCAACUGUCUUCGACAACUUCAGUGCAAAUGUGGUUGUGAAUGGAAGCACUGUUAAUCUGGGUUUGUGGGAUACUGCAGGACAAGAGGAUUAUAACAGAUUAAGACCUUUGAGUUAUCGUGGUGCCGAUGUUUUCAUUUUGGCUUUCUCCCUCAUUAGCAAAGCCAGUUAUGAAAAUGUUUCCAAAAAGUGGAUUCCAGAGUUGAAGCAUUAUGCACCUGGUGUUCCCAUUAUUCGGGAUGACAAGCAGUUCUUUGUUGACCAUCCUAAUUUAGAACUAUUUUUGACACGGGCAAUGGAGAAACUUGACAUUCAGAGAUAUACCAGGGAAGCUGGUUUGAGAAAUUUGGUGAGGAACUUGGCCGGACAAAAUUAG
This is a messenger RNA of Vicia faba (fava bean), 483 nucleotides long. The record is from the annotation of a GenBank genome assembly. NCBI's taxonomy places the organism in Eukaryota, Viridiplantae, Streptophyta, Magnoliopsida, Fabales, Fabaceae.